AUGGUGGCUUUGGGGGAAAGUGGGGCCUUGGGCAGCAGUGGCAGCACCAAAGAGGCGUUUAUGACCUUCUACAGCAAGAUGAAACAAAUAGAAAAAAGAGAUUCUGUUUUAACGUCAAAAAAUCAGAUUGAAAGACUGACCCAGCCUGGAUCAUCUUAUUUUAACGUGAACCCAUUUGAGGUUCUCCAGAUAGACCCCGAAGUGACAAAUGAAGAAAUCAAGGAGCAGUUCAGCCAGUUAUCCAUAUUGGUGCAUCCUGACAAGAACCAAGAUGACACAGAGAGAGCACAGAAGGCUUUUGAAGCUGUUGACAAAGCCUACAAGCUUCUCCUGGAUCAAGAGCAGAAGAAGAGAGCCCUAGAUGUCAUUCAAGCAGGAAAAGAGUACGUGGAGCAUACCAUAAAAGAGCGAAGGAAACAGCUGAAGAAAGAGGGGAAGCCUACAAGUGUGGAAGAAGAUGACCCCGAAUUGUUCAAACAAGCAGUUUACAAACAGACAAUGAAGCUUUUUGCUGAAUUGGAGAUUAAGAGGAAAGAGAGAGAAGCAAAAGAAAUGCACGAGAGGAAGCGACAAAGAGAAGAAGAGAUUGAAGCACAAGAAAAAGCAAAGAGAGAAAUAGAGCGGCAGAAAAACUUUGAGGAAAGUUGA
This is a messenger RNA of Trichosurus vulpecula (common brushtail), 648 nucleotides long. Its product is annotated as dnaJ homolog subfamily C member 8-like. Gene Ontology annotation, cellular component: nucleus. The record is from RefSeq and is a predicted model, not a curated record. The coding region runs from base 1 to 648 and encodes 215 amino acids. NCBI's taxonomy places the organism in Eukaryota, Metazoa, Chordata, Mammalia, Diprotodontia, Phalangeridae. The transcript has a single exon.